AUGCAAAUACAUUUUUGCACUCCUUAAUACUUUUUCAAUAUUUCUCAAAAAUUUCCUUUUAUUGUUUAUGAUCUAAGAGAACAUUAACAUGGUUAUUUGAAAAAUAGUAUUCAUGUUCCUUAUAUACACCAGGUGGAGAAUGUUGAAGAUGUGUAAAAGCAUUUUUAGUAUCCUGAAUAAUAAUCUGAAUAGUAGAAAUUGGAAAGAUUAUUUAAAACUAGAAAGAGAAAUUACAAUUUCUUUGUUCCAUUUGAUACAUCUGAUAUGUUCAGUUUAUUAUUAAAGGAUAGAGUUAAGGGAGAAGGAUCAGAAAUUUCUGAUUAGUUUAAUAUUCCAUUAGAAACUGUGACUAAGUGGUGGUAUGAAAUCACAAAGAAAUUGCCAUACAAAAAGAAACAUAAAAUUAAAAGCAGAGCAUAUACAAUGGUAAUGUAAGAUGAUGAUGAUGAUAAUGAAUUAGUAGUUGAUUAAGAUUCCUAAUAAAAGAUAUUUCGUCUCAAAAAGCAUUAGACUAUAGUUUCUAGUAAAAAGGUCAUAGAAUUAUAGGGUAAGCCUAUUAAUUUAAAUUAAAGAGAUAACAAUUUCUAAUGGUCCAAAAAUUAAAUAGAGAUCUGCAAGUUAACCAAAAUACGUUGGACAGGGAUAAGGUAGUUUGCAUAUGAAUUCAGAAUUAUUUGGAGUAACAUUAAAGAUCUAUGAGAUUUUCCAUAAAGAUAAGAUUAGAUAGUUGUUUAUAAUAUUGGAUCCAAUUUAAAUAGUUUUUGGAAAACAUUCAUUUUUAAAUUAUGAGAUAACUAAAAAUAGAGGAUUUUUAGAUAAGACAUUACCAAAUGAAAUAAUAGAGAAUAAAUUAUAUUUAGGAGGAGGUGAUCAUGCAAAAGAUACAGAAAUGUUGAUAGACAUUUUAGGGAUAACACAUGUUGUAAAUGCAACUAUUGAGAUAAAGAAUUAUAGUGAUUAAUGUAAAAAUGAAGUUAUUGAUGUUAGUAAAGUAUUUGAACAUUAAAAUAUAUGAUGAACCUCAUAUUAAUGUAAAACAGUAUUUUGAAGAAGUAUAUUAAUUUAUAGAAAAUGCAUUAAUAGAGAAUGGAAAAGUAAUAAAUAUAUUAUUAAUAAAUAGGUAUUUGUUCAUUGUGCAUAAGGAAAAUCUAGAUCAGCAUGUUUUAUAGUGAUGUAUUUAAUGAAGAAAUUUAAUUGGGGAUUUGAAAAGGCAUAUGAAUUUGUAAAAGAAUGUAGAGAAGCAGUUUGUAUAAAUGAAGGAUUUAUUAACUAAUUAAUAGAAAUGAAUUGA
Molecule: messenger RNA, 1291 nt
Organism: Paramecium primaurelia
Lineage: Eukaryota; Ciliophora; Oligohymenophorea; Peniculida; Parameciidae
Source: the annotation of a GenBank genome assembly